AUGGAUGAUCAACCCGUCGAAGAAAUGAUGCUGGAUAUGCCGAAAGAAAACGAGGAUGUUAUAAGGAGUAGAACGGGUGUCUACGUCAUCUUGGAAAGACUUGGAAAAGGAGCGUUUGGUGCAGUUUUUCGCGUCCGCCGUGUGCAAGACAAUAGCGAAUUAGCCAUGAAGUGCGAAUCAUGCAAAUCAAAACGACAGAUAAUCAAACAUGAAGCCAAAGUUUUUGAAAGUCUGAAGCAGGUAAACUCACCACACUUUUUGCAUCUAUUGGAUCGCGGAAAAGUAACAGAACGCUUUAAUUUUAUUGUUAUGAAGUUGCUUGGCAAAAACCUAUGGGAUUUACGAGUAGAAAAUAUGUACCAUCGUUUUUCACUAGUUACAGCAAUCAGGGCUGGAGAACAGACACUUGCUGGGAUACGAGAUCUACACAUCUGCGGCUAUAUCCAUCGUGACAUCAAACCGACAAACUUCGCAGUAGGUCGAGAAGAGGACGGAGAUCAGCACACAAUCUACAUACUAGAUUUUGGUUUAAGCCGACAAUAUAGAAGUUCUGGAAAAGAUUUACGCUAUCAGCGAGUCAGAGCUGCAUUUCGCGGUACAGCAAGAUAUGCAAGCAUAGCGGCUCUGAAUCAGAAGGAACAAAGCCGUAAAGAUGAUGUCGAAUCGUGGUGGUAUAUGGUUGUUGAGUGGACAACUGGGUACUUGCCGUGGCGUCAUUGCAAGGGCGUAGAAAAGGACGCUGUAAUCAAUCAAAAGAUACAAAUACGGGAACGUGCUAAUCUUGAAAAGAUACUUGAAUAUGGUCCUGUUGAAUACAUGCUCAGCAUAAUUCUCUACAUCGACACAUUAAAUUAUGCAUCAAUACCCGAUUACGAUCACAUUGCGGCACAACUCGAAGCAGCUUCGGAGGCUUAUAACUUGAAAUACGCCGAUCCACCUGAAUGGGACACACUAAGCGCAUAUCUGGGGCCACGCUAUGAAAAGAAUGUUCCAUACGAACUGAAAUGUAAAGACAUUUUUCUAAUCGCACUCUUUCGCUCAUCGUUGUUUAUUUCAGAAUCACAGCUGAGAAGAAAUGUUUACGGAAGCUGUAUCUUACAUACACAAACUUAA
Cylicocyclus nassatus is the source of this 1113-nucleotide messenger RNA. The record is from the annotation of a GenBank genome assembly. NCBI's taxonomy places the organism in Eukaryota, Metazoa, Nematoda, Chromadorea, Rhabditida, Strongylidae.